Molecule: messenger RNA, 1203 nt
Organism: Exophiala xenobiotica
Lineage: Eukaryota; Fungi; Ascomycota; Eurotiomycetes; Chaetothyriales; Herpotrichiellaceae
Exons: 2
Coding region: 1-1203 (400 amino acids)
Biological process (GO): polysaccharide biosynthetic process
Molecular function (GO): oxidoreductase activity, acting on the CH-OH group of donors, NAD or NADP as acceptor; NAD binding; oxidoreductase activity, acting on the CH-CH group of donors, NAD or NADP as acceptor
Source: RefSeq, a predicted model, not a curated record
AUGAUCCCACCUCGAACAAAAGAACCCCUUAUCUUUCCAUCUCAUCCUUUGUCUAACACCGUUCGAUUGGGCGUUGUCGGCGAGUCAUUCCUUCGGGAAUUUAGUCAGGCGUAUGCUACCAUUGGCUUCGACAUCUCUGAGAAGCGGAUCGAGGAACUCCGAGCCAAGUACCGCGAUCAUGCGGCCCUCAAACUGACAAGCAACGAGGUGGAUUUGAGAAGGGCGACACACUACCUGCUCGCUGUCCCAACAUUUCCAAGAACAGAUUACUCUGCGGAUAUCUCUCACCUGAAAUCGGCUCUGUCGACGGUCGUACGUCGUGCAAGCCCGGACAGCACGAUUGUGAUCGAAAGCAAUGUCUCCGUUGGCACUACGCGAGCACUGUUCGACCCCGUCGGCCACAUCUUCCACACCGGAAUUUCUGCAGAAAGAUUUGAUCCCGGGCAAAAUCCUCCAGCAGGAACGGAUGUUCCAAAGCUUGUCUCAGGACUGACGCCGCAAGCGCAGAGCAAUAUACUGGCCCUUUACUCGACUGUUUUCCCCACUGUGCUCUCAGUAUCAUCCCCUGAAAUUGCAGAGAUGACCAUGCUCUUCGAGAAUUCCUAUCAAAUGGUCAAUAUCGCUUAUGUUAACGAAGUAAGUGAUGCUUGUCGGAAUUUGGGUUUAGAUCCUCGCGAGGUUAUCGAUGCUGCUUCCACAAAACCCUUCGGUUUUCACGCUUUUCAUCCUAGUCUGGGUAUUGGUGGCCAUUGCGUUCCUGUCAACGCUGUAUACCUUCUGGCGACGUACGAGAAUCUACCAGUAUUGACACAGUCAACCAAAAGCAUGAGAAACCGUCCGCGGCAGCUGGCGAGAGAGCUUCAUGGCCAUAUCAUGUCGGUAAAUUUGGGAUCAUCUGUGUUGCAACCAAGGAUCCUGAUCAUUGGCAUGAGUUUCGAAUCUGGCGGUUGCACACUGUCAUAUUUGCCGGCUGUUGACUUUGCGAGCGAAUUGGAGCAACUUGGAUGUGAAAGACUUGUAUACUAUGACCCUUCGUUCUCUGAUUCAGCACUCCUAUGGAUCGAGAAACUUGCCGACGAGGCUUUUAAUCCGAUCGAAGUGGUAACAAGCUUCGACGUCGUUGCUGUUUGCACUAGGCAACAAGGGGUGGACUAUGGAAUGCUCGGCAACCUUCCCUCGGAAAUGGUGUGGUAUUAUGACUGA